Molecule: messenger RNA, 3186 nt
Organism: Pestalotiopsis fici W106-1
Lineage: Eukaryota; Fungi; Ascomycota; Sordariomycetes; Amphisphaeriales; Sporocadaceae
Exons: 3
Coding region: 1-3186 (1061 amino acids)
Biological process (GO): positive regulation of transcription by RNA polymerase II; DNA damage checkpoint signaling
Cellular component (GO): nucleus
Molecular function (GO): histone binding
Source: RefSeq, a predicted model, not a curated record
AUGGCGGCCAAGCCAAAAUCGGUCCAAGCCGCCGAGAAAAGAGCUUAUGAUGGCCAGAAUGAAAGUCAAGACUCUCAGACCCUGAUGGAGAGAUAUCAUAGCGAGCAUGGGAUUGGAACGACCGACCCCAUGUUGAACAAGAGUGCUGGUUCGCUAAACUUUAAAGAUGUGAACGCAAAAGUCGAGUCAGCGGCUCAGUCUACAAGGGUCGGAAAGUCCACUAAAUUGCCCAACGACGACGCGCUGGAACCCGAAACGCGUCCCAUCGACAGUCUCCCUCUCGCUUUCAAUUCCGACCACAGGCCAUGUAGUAGCUACAAAGCCUCAUCCCCUCGUUCAUCGCACGCUCUGGAGACCGGCAGAUCGCAAGGGCAGCUUCAAACUCUACGUGAUGCUGGGUUAUUUUCCGCCAUUGUCGAUCGACCGAGUCUGUUGACGAAAAAUGGUGUUCUUCGCCCAGUUGCGCCACCCAAAGUUGCCGGCCCACUGAGGACAGAGACCUUGAAGAACAGGAAGAUGGACGACCUUUCGCCCGAGUCUCCGACUCAAUCAAACGAUGGCAGGAGCUACGAGCAAUACCGAAGCUACUAUGAACCCGGCCUUGCGUCCUCUCAACCAUCCAAAGAGCAAGAACAACAAAGGCCCUCCGGGCUUAUCGACCAGGCAGAGUCGCAAAUAUCCCGGGCAAGCAGCUCACACGAGCACCGAACAUUACAUGAAGACGAAACAGGGGCUGUCAAAUUUGACUGGAAUCCUCUCGAGAAUGAUGGCCACGAUGAGGUCACACCAUCAGAGUUGACAGGCACGUCGCAGCCAAAUGCUAUUGCAGGGUCGGCUCUUGAACGGGGUGGUAUGCCGGCGCCGACUAUGCUUCCUCCAGAGACACCGCUGGUCCCCUCGCGAAUGUUCCAGUCAAAUGGAACAGCCAGUGACUUGAUGGGGGCUUCGCAGCUCUUCCAGCAGACGCAGUUCACCUCAGGUGCCAAGAAGUUAGCCUCGCCCACCUCUUCGCGACCGUCGCCCAUGAUAUUCAAUCAUAAUACAAUUUCUCCGAAUAAUGCCUCCUCUCCUCUUAAAGACCGUGGAUUACGCACAUCACCUCUACAAGGCCCAGUUACAAGUCCGGCGUGUUCUGCCCCGGCUACUUCAUCGGUUGUCAAACCACGCGAACAACAGGAACCGGACAUUGUCCUAGAAACUAUUCCAGGAUCGCCUAAUGCAUUUCAGUCGAAACUGAGACACCGGCCUGACCCCAUCGGUGACUAUGCACCUAUUCGAAACUCACCAGAUCCCUACAAUACCCUAGAUAGGUCUCAAGACCAGACAGAUUCGGAUGAUGACAAUUCACAAGAGCGCCGUCGGCUCGCGAGGCAAAGACAAGAGAGGGCAAACAGAUCUUUGACAAACAUCACUCUGCCAAAGCAAUGUAGCAAAGAUAACAUCGAAGUACCUUCCACCAAUCGAAGGAAAAAGAACGCCCUUGCCCAGUCCACAGUCGCCUCGUCCAUUGAAGUCAUCAAGCCCCGUCUACGCCCCGACGUAACGAGUGGACACGACUCACAGGAAACUGUUGCAGAUUCGCAGGAAGUUUCGGGGACAACUAUCGGAGUGCCAAACUCAGAAGAAUCGCCAGCCGAAAAGAUAAUUAUAGACGUGGCGAAGGAAGAUGUGCACUCGGAGCUUCCUUCUGCCCCCCAGCAGAGCGAUGAGACGAAUGAGACGAAUGGAACCAAAGAGACCAUUCCAGAGACCAGUCCUCCUGGCAGCCGGCUUCCAAAACGGAGCACACAACCUACCAAAGUCAAUUCUACCGAACAGCGGACUCUACGUUCGUCGGGAAGAAUUAAUCAAAGCAGCCGACUCAGCUCUGAGGAGACGAGAGAAGUCCCUUCCUCGCCGCCACUCCCGGCACCAAUCGCAGCUUCUACGCAGGGCCCUCCCCGCCGGUCGUCUAAGUCACGGCCUGCGGCCACUCCCAUCCCUCCGAAUUCAGCCGGCGCCGUCAGUGAAAAUGGGCCACCCACGACCUCGUCUACGUUGACUGUCCUGACCGAGACACCGCAACCCACAUCCAGUAGUACGCCAAACACAGAUACAAACGAUGUGCAAGAGUCUGAGAACAGGGACCAUGUGCCUACGGCAAACAACCUUGACUUGUCAUCACCAGCGGCAGCGAAGAAUAGCCGCCAAAAGCCCACAAGGCUCAAGACCUACUCAUCCCCGCGAAACAAACGCCACGCUUCUGUCUCGACGGAUGAACUGGCAUUUUCAACGCCAAACUCAGCUCUCGCAGGGCGGACGUCUCGCUCGUUUCUGCGCAAGUCAGUCAAUGAAACACGACAGCAUCAUUCCAACGCGGGCCUUUUUCAUGGCAUGACAUUUGCUACGUCCUUUCAGUCAGAUCGGGAGAAGCAGUCGGUUGAGAAGAUGAUCACUGCAGGUGGUGGUACCAUUGUUACCAAGGGAUUUGAUGACCUUGUCGAAGUUGGUCCCUUGGAGUCUGAUGAAAUUCCACGCAUACGAUACGGCCAAAACCUUGGUUUCGCAGCUCUCAUCACGGACACACACUCAAGAAAGCCAAAAUACAUGCAGGCUCUUGCACUGGGUCUACCAUGCUUAUCCUGGAAAUGGAUAUCUGAGUGUACUCAAGAAAGCGAAGUCGUAGACUGGUCCACGUACCUGCUCGCUGCUGGUCACAGCCAAGUGCUAGGCACAAUUCGUUCCAGACCGCUAGACUUGUACGACGCCAAGACCACAAGCAUCGAGAGGAUCAUUGAGAAACGGCCUAGAAUGCUGAUUGGCUCAAAGAUCCUAUUGGUGAUGAAGAAAUCAAAGAGAGAGGAAGAGAAACGUAUGCAGUAUGUCUUCCUCGCUCAAGUUCUUGGAGCUUCUUUACACCGAGUCAGCACAUUGGAAGAAGCAAGAGCAGAGCUCAAAAAGAACGAAGACGCCGGAAAUGCUUUUGACUGGGUCUAUGUUGAUGGACAUCCUACCGAAGCGGAAAAGAUCCUAUUCGGUCAAGGGCUACUGCCUUCGAAGAAGCGAAAGAUACAGAGCACGGUCGAUAGCGCAGAGGAGCAGCCAUGCCCAAAGCGAGUCAGGACUCUUACAGACGAGUUGGUUGUGCAGAGCCUCAUCCUUGGGAGAAUGGUCAAGGAUGGAGAGUUGGGUGCUACGUCGUCAUGA